GCGCAUGCGUACUUUUACUUGAUUGACUGGUGCUAACUGAAUGUGACUCUGCUUUAACACGAGGGUUAAUGCGAUAAUAUAAAUAUUCUAUAUAUAAACAAAGCCUAUAUGAAAUGUUUUAUGUGUUAUAAGCGUAUUUAGUCAUUUUCAGAUAUUCUUAAAGUGGGAGAAGGAAUGUUAAAAAAAUUGCGAUACGUGUGGUCAUAAUAACUGGACUGAUGAAUCCUCACUUUUUAAAAUAUUGUUAUGACUGUUUAUGUGACAAAUUUCUGCGCACUUUGGGCUAUUGAUAUGAUGUGAUAAACGUGUGUACUGACCUGUUUAACUGCAUAUACACUGUAGCAUAGUAGUGCAAGACUUUUUUUCCGUUAUUACUUUUUUUUUAUAAGUCGUUAUUCUUUUUCUUAAUAUUAUGAGUAAAUGCUGAAUAUUAUGAGUAAAUGCAGAAUUGUGAAGUGAUAUGAGUAAUUGCAAAAUAUAAUCAAAAUCGAGAAAUUAAUGAUCUCUUACUCUCUUUACUAGCUUUAAAAAAAAACUUUUUUUCUCUUGAUUGCGGAAUAUUUGUAGUUUCGUAAAUGUUUAGGAUUAAAAAAAAUUUAUAUGCAAAAAAAAACAAACAAACAAACAGCAUUUUGAUCAAUUGUUCUUUUUAAAAAUCAUUGGGCCAUUUCCCAACAUCUUCAAUUAAAAUUAUUUGAAUGAUGUGUAUUGUAAAAGUAGCUUUGUGGAUAAAUGCAAUAUUUAGUAAUCAUCAAAUAAAUAUAUGAAAGUUUGAGAAACAUUGGAUGAUCUAGAGACUAUUUUAAUUGAAGCUGUUUUACAUUAUAAACUUUCAUCUUUGCAUUUACAAAUUCAUCUGUAGAUAGUUGAUUUUUUUUUUGGGAAUCAAAUUAGAAAAUUUUCCAUUAUUUUGUAGAUUAUUAUAAUUAUUAUUAUUUUACAUUGGAAGUGUAAAUUGAUUAUUAAAAUGUCGACUGCACUUUUGCCUGGAGGAUUUAUUUGUGAAAUUUGUAAUAAACAAAUUAAAUCUCAGCAAAAUUUUAAUAGACAUAUGAAGACUGUUCAUAGUAAUGGUUCCCAUCCAUGCAAUUUCUGUGAAAAAAAAUUUAAGCGAUUUUAUGAUGUAAAGCGGCAUAUCCUAAAUGUCCAUUUCCCUCGUAAAAAAAAAUCAAAAAGUGAUCAUUCAGCUGUCCAGAAUUCCAGCAAUAAUUCAGUUAAAAGCAGUUGUGGAGAUAAUCCAGCAGUUGAACCCAAUGGAGAUUCUGUUCUAAAAAAUGCAUCUUCGGACUCAAGCAGUCCAUGUACAGUAAAAAAAGAUGAUCAAAAUUCCUCUGCCUUGAGAAAUGAUGACAAUUCAAACUGUGCUUUUAGUGAUAGUACAGGAGUUGAAAUAGACAAACAAAAGUCUUCUGUCUCUCAGCAAGGUGACAAGGAUCAAGUACAGGAAAUGGAUGAUGGUAAGUCAGACAGUGUAUAUAAUGAAAGUUCAGCACUGGAACAAGAGAAAUGUUUGAACAUGGGAAAUGAUGAAAGUUCUGUUAGUUGUGAUAGUACUGCAUCAGGUACAGUUGUGAAUAAUGUAAUUCACUUAAUUGCAGAUGAUGGUGUUGAUAAACUCACUUGUCAGUAUUGUUUUCAGAAAUUCAAAUACAAAUCUAACAAAACAAGGCAUCUCAGAAGAGUACAUAAAGUUAAGUCACAAAUGCCACCUCCUGUUGAAUGCUCAGAGUGUAAAUCUAAGUUUAAAUAUGCUUCCCGUUUAGAGCAACAUUUAAAGCAGGCUCAUGGAAAAAAUAUGGAUGGAACAGAAUCAAAGAAGAAAAAAAUACAAAAAGAAACCUAUGGGACCUAUAUCAAAUGCAUUGAGUGCAACACUAAUUAUAAAAAUGUUCAGUCAUUACGUGAUCAUCUAUCAUCUGAACAUAAUUUAAAUAUGGAUAAGCAAGAGUUACAUUUUCCUAAUAUGGCUGCUUUUAAAAAAUGGAAACAUGAGAUAGAACGGCAAGAAUUGACAUCAUAUACACUGCGUCAUGGGUUUAAGAAAACAAAGAAAGGUAUAAGAAAGAAUGACUAUUGCUGUCAUCGUUCAGGGAAAAAUUCAAGCAAAAUUGAUGGUGAAAGAAAACGGAUGCUUAAAACAACUGGCACUGUUAAACUUGGAAUAAUUUGCACAUCAGUUAUGGUUUGCGAAGAACGUCCAGAUGGUGUGAAAGUUCAAUAUUAUCCACAUCAUUAUGGCCAUGGAAAGGAUCUCAGUAUUGUACACUUAUCACCUGAAGAGCAAGAUGCUAUAGAAGAGAAUGUAGCUAAGGGUAUUCCAUUUGAAAAUCUAUUGGAUGAUAUUAAAGACAACCAUUCUUCAGCUGAUCACUUCCAACUGUAUCUCAAAAAGAAGAAAGAAGCUCGCUUUAUCAGUAACGCUUAUGCAGCCGAUGAAUAUAACCCAGGUGUGGCAGAAUUGGAAAGUGUUGAUCAGUGGGUUCGUCAAUGUUGCAAAAUGGAAAAUUCUCCAAUACUUUUUUACAUAUCGGAUGAUUCUACUGAAAAUAAAAAUUUUUUGCUUAUCAUAAUGACCGAAUUUCAAAAACAGAUUUUAUUGUCUGCUGCCAAGCAGGUUGUUUGUGUUGACACACUUUAUCGCAAGAGUGGGGGCUUCUAUCUUAAUGUUCUUAUCGUUAUGGAUGAUAGCGAUAAUGCCUUUCCAGUUGCUUUCUGUCUCAGCAACAAAGUAGACAGGGGCGUCAUGCUUCAGUUUUUCAUGUCUAUUAAGGAGUCUACUGGAGCUUUGUCCUUUGAAUAUUUUAUGUCUGAUAGUGACGUAUUUAUGUUUGAAUCUUGGAAAGAUAUAAUGGAUGAUGAUUCCAAAUGGCUUUGGUGCAUGUGGUAUGUGGAUAACAGGAUUCGAAUUCAAUUGAAAGUCUUUAGGGGUAAUGUUAUAAAGAAAGCUGAAGCAUAUAAAACUGUGAGAAGUCUUUUAGAAUGUCAGAAUGUGAAUGUAUUUGAAUCCAUGUUUAGAAACUUUGUUGAAACCCUAAAAGCUGAUCCUAACUCUAGAAACUUGGGAAUAUCUAUCAGUCAAAGAUAUGGUAAGAAUGUACAUUUGUGGGCCUAUUGUUAUCGUAAAGAUAUUCCAUUGAGUACAAACAUUCAGCUUGAAGUUCUUCAUAGAACUUUCCAAUUUUGCUGCCGAGAGGGUAGGAAAAAGCGACUGGACAAGUUCCUUUUUGUUGUAAUGAAGCUAGUGAAAUACAAAGUGCUAGAUCGCUUAUGUAAUAUUCUGGAUGAUGAAAAGACCGAAUUGGCAAUUGAGGCUAUAAAUAUGUGUCACAAUGAGGGCCUGGAAAUUGCCAGUGAACGCAUUACUUCGUUGUCUGAUAAAAUAUGGCUCAUUGAAGGUGAAGAAGAGGAACAAAAUAUAUACGUAAUGAGAGAGUUUGAGUCAUGCCCUGAACACUGCAGUUUAAGAUGUAAUGAAUGUGAUAUUUGCGUGCACAUGUAUACUUGCAGUUGCAUACAUAGUGUGAUUAAUGCUAAUAUGUGCCCACACAUUCAUGCAGUUGUAUGGAAAUUUUUAACACCACAUUUUUCUCCUCCACCUUCUCCUAUGGCAGAUGAUUUUGAAGAACAGGAGAACAGAGAUGUUUCAGUCAUUCCUGACAAGGUUUCUGAUCUUCUUGAAGAGAUUUUAAACAAGUCCCAUGAUGUAUAUAAGAUAAUUAGAGAAAAUAAAUGUAAUUUACCAAAAGAAUCAUUGACUGCAGUUUUGAAAAGAUUAAAUGAAUGUAUUGACAUUGGCAGAGGAAAAGAUGUCUCUGAAUUUGCAAUUAGCAAUUCACAAAAUGUCUUAUCAGUUGUGUUGCCAAAUAACUGUCAAGAUAUUUCUCAGUUUGUCUUUGUUCUCCCAGGUAAUGAAGCAAAUACAAUUGUGCCUAAUAAUGAUGCAUAACUUUAAAUAAUUUAUUUAUUGUAAAAUAUAUUUCCAUUAUGGAUUAAGAAUGUUAUUUCUGUGUUAUGAAAGCAUAUGUUAAAAGAGAGAGUAUAAGAACAUUUUUGUUUAUUUUCUCUGUUUAUGAUAAUAAAAUUUUCAGUAGAUAUUUUAUUAUUUAAGAAAUGAACUGAUCAAAAUAAUUAACUAUAUUGAAAUUUUUCCAUUAUUUAGAAAAGUAUUAUCUUACUUUUACCUUAAAAGUCUUUUUGUGAAUUUGCUGUAGAUAGUAGGGAAGUUAACUACUUCUCAAAUGAAGUUGAUAUUUCUUAAUUAUGUAGAAGUGGCAAUGGAUUAUAAAUUUCCUAAUGAAUUUUUUAUUACUACAUUAUUAUUAUUAUUAUUAUUACUGCAUUAAUAUAAUUUUUAUUACUUUGUUUGUUGCAUUACAUUUAGCUAUAACUUUUUUUCAGUAUAUUAAGAACAAAUAUAGAAUGUGUGUGUUAAGAGAGGAAAACCUUUCAAGUAAUGAAAAUUCAAACUUAGUGAAUUAAAAUCUUGACGAAAACAUUUUUUUAUAUAUAUCAAAGCAUUUUGCUGAAUUGUUAGAGAUAUAUUCAGUAUAUUCAUUUAUUCAGAUGUGUUUUAGACAAUCUUUCUUUUUAUUUUAAGAAUAUUUAUUUAAACUGAUUGAAACAAAUGAAAAAUAUCAAAAAGGUAUAAUAGAAUUAUAAACUAACUGCUUGAAAAUUUAAUAAUUGCUUCAAACAAUUUUUCUUAAACAUUCUUUUAAAGUAAAUUCUGCAAAAAUUUAAUGUCUUCCUAAAUUUUGUUUCCAUGAUUAAAAUUGUUAAAAGCUAAAAUGAAUUGACACAUGAAACACAUGAAAAUUUUUAUUAGCUUUUUCACAUAUAUCAUCCUUUUCUCAAAAUUCCUUAAUUUAAAAAGUCUUAUUAAGCUUAAAUGCCAAAAUUCUAUAUUAUAUCAAAUAAUUUUCCAAUAGAUAAACCGUGUGUGUUAUAUUCAAAGAUGAAAUUUCUACAGGCAUUUUUUUAAAAAUAAUUGAGUAUAUUUUCAUUGUAUUAAAUUUUUUACAAAAGACUGUCAUGCAUAUAUGUUGUGAAUUCAGUAUCAAUUUAUACAAGUACAUUAAGUUCCAUUUUGUAUCAUAUUGAAAUAUACCAAACUCCAUUACAGAUACUUUAAAAAGUGCUAAAACACUUAGUGCAGAUAUUUUGGAAAAAUGGAACAUUUCUUUUUAUACUUUGCUGCAGUCAUUAUUUUUUAUACAAAACUUUGCCUCAUACUUUUUUCCCCCUUAAGUUACAUCAAUUCAUUUAUAAAAAUGUCAUUUUUUAAUGUGGUGUAUGCUUACUGACUGUAUUUAAUUUUAUGUGCAUCUUUAUUCGUGUUCAUUGUAAAAAAAAGUCAUUUGUAUGUGGCCAAAGUGAAGUUCCAUAACAAUAAAGAUAUUUU
Molecule: messenger RNA, 5401 nt
Organism: Argiope bruennichi
Lineage: Eukaryota; Metazoa; Arthropoda; Arachnida; Araneae; Araneidae
Exons: 5
Coding region: 968-3946 (992 amino acids)
Source: RefSeq, a predicted model, not a curated record